GGCCCGCGAGGCUAGGCUGUGUCUGGGUGCUGGUUAUGGAAUUCCUUGCCCACGAGACGAGCUCAAUUUGCCGCCUUUCCAGGCGCUCGUCUGCUCGUCCUGCUCCGUGCUGUGCGUCUCAUUAUUACGAGCCGUCGCGCUCACCGUCCUCGUCAUCUGCCCCCGCCCAGUCACCCGUCGUCGCUGCUGCUGAUUCCGCUGUCGUGGCCGGGAUAAAGCGUUCACCGGCUGACAAACCCGUUUCCUGCUGCUCGAGGACGACGAGUCCCAAGCACCCAAGACGGGUGGCUUUGAAAAGCUUCGUUCAGUGACAUAUCCCACGCUUCCCUGUCUAUUUAUCCUGACUGCGUUGCCGGACUGCCUUCCUCGUCACUGGCCAUCGUCACCGCCGACCUCACGUCACCGCGGUCCACCGGAGGCCGCUGCGCCUUGCGGGCACGACAACACAGACGACGCCGCGACGCCCGCGACAUCGAUCUCGACCCUACCGACGACGCCUCGCUGGUCGCCACGCCAAGCGUCUGACGCCGUGCAACAUUUUUGUGCCGCCGACGGGCCAGGCAGAGCAGGAACUCGACGCUGCCACGCGGAAGGCGCGGACUGCACCAGCGCAGAACAUGGCCACCACGCCGCCGGCCGAGAACAGUGGCGUGCGGCCGUCGCCAGCGCCCACGGUGUCGACGGCGUCAUUUACCUCGUCCAGCCAGCAUGAAAGCAGUGACGCGCCUCUGCCAUCAGCGUCGCUCGACGCCCCGCACCCGCCCACCUUGAACGGCGACACCAAGCCCGCCACUACUACCAACACCGCAGCCACUCCAUCCAACCUGGCGCAAUCAAUACAGGCCAAGGCAGAGAGACCGGCUGGUCCUCAGAAGAAGCCGACCUUUACGUCACGGCUCUCGCGCAUGUUUUCGCAGCGUGAUGCGAACGGUUCAAGAGAGCAGGUCAAGGCCGAAGCUGCUGAUAAGGUCCCCGAGACCGCUGUAGAAGACCCAGUGGCAGAGAGUGGGAAGCCGCGACCACCGAAGCCCAGCCGACAGUCGUCCAAGCACGAGAAGAUGGAGGGCAACCUACGAAACGGAUCCGUCUCUAAGAAGGGGAAAGGUGACGAGGUUGCCAAUGCGGCUACGAAACGCUUCUGGGUUGAAGAAAGCGGAGAGCACUUCCACUACCUGCGAGGUGCCAAACGACAGGACAAAUUGACAGACAUGUUGCGUGACUUCAUGUCAGGCAGGAGAGGUCGGGACCAGCAUGAGGAGCAGCCACUGUCACUGAUGUCGACCUGGGUCGAUCAGAUCAGGAACGAAAAGGACAAGAUGGCGAAGGACAAGGAAAAGGGUCCCAACGCGACAGCUUCGCUCGUGCAAAAGUACGGCAAAUGUCAGGAAAUUGUUGGGCGUGGAGCCUUUGGUAUCGUCCGGAUAGCACACAAGACCGAUCCCAACGACUCCAAACACGAACAACUUUAUGCCGUCAAGGAAUUUCGGCGCCGGCCGCAGGAAGAUCCGAAGAAGUACAGCAAGCGCCUCAACUCGGAAUUCUGCAUCUCCUCGUCAUUACGGCAUCCCAAUGUCAUCCAUACACUAGACUUGCUCGAGGACGCCAAGGGUGACUAUUGUGAGGUUAUGGAGUUUUGUGCCGGAGGUGAUUUGUACAGCUUGGUGCUUGCUACCGGCAAGCUCGAGGUCACCGAGGCCGAUUGCUAUUUCGCACAGCUCAUGCGAGGCGUCGAGUACAUCCACGAAAUGGGCGUUGCACAUCGCGAUUUGAAGCCUGAGAACUUGCUAUUGACUACACACGGAGCUCUAAAAAUUACGGAUUUUGGCAACGGAGAGUGCUUCCGAAUGGCGUGGGAGACAGAACCACACAUGACGGCCGGCCUUUGUGGCAGCGCUCCCUACAUUGCUCCAGAAGAAUAUAUUGAGCAAGAAUUUGACCCUCGUGCAGUCGACGUUUGGGCUUGCGGUGUCAUUUACAUGGCCAUGCGCACAGGACGCCACCUUUGGCGUGUGGCGAAGAAGGACGAAGACGAAUUUUACGACAACUACAUUCGAGGUCGCAAGAGCGAAGAAGGCUAUGGACCCAUUGAGACGUUACACAGAGCUCGUUGUCGCAACGUGAUUUACAGCAUUCUCGACCCCAACGCGAGUCGUCGAAUAUCCGCCCAUCAGGUCCUGAACUCCGAAUGGGGCAAGGGGAUAAAACUCUGCAAAGCCGGCGAGCAAGGUCUCUAACCCAGGUCCAUGGGCAAAGAACCGCUCGAUAAAAGGACGUUCCGGCCCUAAAAGUAUUCACGACGAACUUUCUUGAACCACGAUACGAACGAACGAACGACGAUGACGAUGACGAUCUCCAACACUACGACCAUUCUUUGGACGCGUCGUGAGAUGUCCUCCAAAUCUUCGCGACACGCAACGCAUCCAAUUCGGGCAAGGUUUUUGUGUUUAACGACUCGUCUUGGUCUUUUUAUGCCUUUUUUGUUCUCUGCCUCCUUCGAUUACGGAACGCAAACUUGUGGAUAUUGAGCGUUCAGCGAAAGCGGCCUGUACUUGAUGGAGAGCAUGGAAUACCCCCGUUACAACAUUAUUCUUCAGCGCUGCUCUUUCCAGGCAUUCAUGAUGAGAGGACUACUUCUUUUUUUCCAUUUCCGCGAGCCAACAAGCGUGUUUAUACACUUCUGUUUCUUGCGCUCGCUUCUUUGCAUAGAAGGCGGCUUACGAAUGCUUCGAUUCGACUCUCGUUUCGGAACGAUUGAUGCUUUCGCCGGGGAACUUUGGCUAGAAGGCGCUGUUCUUCGUGUGGCUUGAGACGAUGGUGGAAAGACAAGCCAGCCAGAUGGACUCGAGAGUUCGGUCGUUUUGUACAUACUUGCAUACUCUCAGUUACAGGCGCACAAGAGCGUCAGUAUGGAAAUAUAUGCAUUGACCCGUCUCCUUCGUGGAGAGAGAGGCGUUACGACCGAC
Messenger RNA from Cercospora beticola, 2963 nucleotides. RefSeq names its product serine/threonine protein kinase SAT4 (gene SAT4). Gene Ontology annotation, molecular function: ATP binding; protein serine/threonine kinase activity. NCBI's taxonomy places the organism in Eukaryota, Fungi, Ascomycota, Dothideomycetes, Mycosphaerellales, Mycosphaerellaceae. The record is from RefSeq and is a predicted model, not a curated record. Gene Ontology annotation, biological process: protein phosphorylation; signal transduction.